Molecule: messenger RNA, 1187 nt
Organism: Rhagoletis zephyria (snowberry fruit fly)
Lineage: Eukaryota; Metazoa; Arthropoda; Insecta; Diptera; Tephritidae
Product: homeobox protein 5-like
Source: RefSeq, a predicted model, not a curated record
AUGGCCGUCAAUAUGGAGGCCACCUAUGGACACAUUAUCACUAAGGCGUUGAACAAGCUCACGGUAGAGUACAAGGUGCACAGUGACGACAGCGAAGAUGAUUCAGAGGAUGAAUUGCCCAGUGAGGAGUCGUCGAACAAUAACAACAACAAGAAACAGGCGACUGAGAAGAAUGUCAAUGCUGCUAAUGCUGCNGAGUCGUCGAACAAUAACAACAACAAGAAACAGGCGACUGAGAAGAAUGUCAAUGCUGCUAAUGCUGCUAAUGCUGCUAAUGCUAAUGCUGCUAAUGCUAAUGCUUCAACAACAACAUCAACAACAACACCAGCAAAUGCUUCAAAUGGAAAUGCUAAUGCUGCUAAUGCUAGUGCUUCAACAACAACAACAAAAACCACACCAGCCAAUGCUCCGAAUGGAAAUGCUAAUGCUGCAACACCAACAACCAAAACAAAUGCCACUUUUGUAGUGGUGAAUGGAACUACUGGUGCUACGCCAAUUACCACGGCCGCCACCACGCCGACCCAAAUUAAUCGCCCAAUUGCCAACUGCAAAACACGCAUUAGAGUGGUCGCUCCAAACAGUGGCCCUCGGGAGCUGAUUAACUUGGAGGAAGGAGAUGAUCUUGGAGGUGAUGACGAUGAUUUAGGAGAGGGCGACGAAGAAGAAGACGAAGAGGAGGAGGAGGAUGGUGGUGAUGAAAACUCGAUGGCUGUCCUGUCCCCCGUAGUGACUUUGGUGACAGCCGACAACAACGAUGAACAAUUUGACGACGAUGGUGAUGAUGAUGAGGCCGAGUUGUCUGAUGCUGCCAUGUACGAAAACUCAUCGGUCAUGAAGUCGGCCGUUGUCAGAGCAAAUGGUCUUGGUGGAAGUGGUGGUGGUCAACUGCAACUCUUCAACCAUCAGCAGCAGCAACCGCAGCAGCAGCAUCAACUGCAGCCCCUGCAGCGAACCCUGCCCGGCCUCUACAAUCGCAAGCGGAAGAUUCCCAAGAUGACGAUCAACACCACCACCGACUCGAGCAACGAGAGCAGCAACUACAUCCGCUUCGGCAUUCGCUGCCCGGUGGACGGCUGCGAGGUGAUCUGCGACUUCAAGGCGGAGCUCGAUCAGCACAUGCUCGAGGAGCACGGCGUCAAUCCCUACGUGUGCGUCCUGCGCGGCUGCAGCCGCUCCUUCUCGGACAU